Zea mays is the source of this 870-nucleotide messenger RNA. RefSeq lists its product as uncharacterized. The record is from RefSeq and is a predicted model, not a curated record. The transcript has 2 exons. Lineage: Eukaryota; Viridiplantae; Streptophyta; Magnoliopsida; Poales; Poaceae. The coding region runs from base 377 to 769 and encodes 130 amino acids.
UGAGCUGAAACUGGCAGAGCAGCCUGCCCUGCCUGAAGCCACAAGCGGCCUGGAAAACCAGAAGCCGAGCCACCAGGAACGAAGACAAAACAGACAGAAACAGAAGGCGGGGGCCUCCCAUUUGGUUCCCCUCCCUCCCCGUUCCCAGGCUUCCAGUGGGCAGGGCAGCCACUGGUUCCACUCGCCCGUUCAGCUAUAAGUUAGUCGAGACAGGGCCUUGCACUCAGACUCAUCAGUUCAAUUCAAUCCAAUCCAAUCCCACCCUUCCCCGCCCCUUCCAAGAACUUCAAUCGUCCAACAAAAGCAGGAGUCGCAUCCCAGAUCCCCCCGCAUCAGAGACAGGCAGGGAGGGAACCGAGAUCCUCCGUCCGAGUCGAUGGAGUCAACGGUGGAGCGGAUAAGCUCGUCGGUGCAGUCCUGGGUGAAGGACCACGAGCUCGCAGCCAUCGCUGUCUGCCUGUCUAUGUGCGCGCGCACGCCCAGGAGGCGUGUGGGCUGCGGCGGUGGGCGCUUCGGUGGCGUACAGCCGGAGGAAGGCGCCGCAGCACUCCUGCACAGAGCUCGGCAGCACUCCCGCAUAGAGCCAGCGCGGGAUCCGCGGCGGGGGCGAGAUCCGGGGCGGGGGCGGCGGGGGACGGUGCCUCGGUCGUGGGGGAGGGGCACGACGGGGGCUAGCGAGCUGCUUUCAUGCGCGCGCGUGGGAGGGUGCGGGGUCAGGCGGGGGCAACCAGGGUGUGGACGGGUGUGGACGCUGACGCUACUAUCUUAAUAGAGUAGUAUAGAUAUGAAAUGUGGAUUUUUUAACCUUAGCUAUUUGCAAUGUUCAAGGACAAUGUCUAAUUACGACCUACUUUUUUGGAUUGCUUUUAA